AUGCGGAACCUCCGCAUAUCACGACACUCUGCGCCAAUUUUUCCGGACCAGCUUCUCCCACUAACUGCAACUGCGUGGGAUACAACCACAGACGGCGUAAUCUGUGCCUUUGGACCGUCACCACUAGAGGCUGUCAUUGAACUGAAACGCUACACUGCCGAAGGUAAACAAGGUGCCCACACUAUUUCCACCAUCGCAACUUGGGACGCGCCAUGUCCGAACCCAGAUCUGGACUGUGACAGGAUCCUGAGCCUGCACUUUCUCACCGACACAUCUAGUGUAUGUCUUGUCCUGGCAGGAGGGGAUAUUGUGCUUGUCCGAGAACAGCCGCUUCCGGGGGAAGAUGCCAUCGAAAUCGUAGGAUCGGUGGAUGCUGGAAUUUCGGCUGCUGCGUGGUCACCGGACGAGGAACUGCUCGCCCUGUCAACGAAUGCCGGGACUCUAAUCUACAUGACCAAGGACUUUGAUGCCGUUGUCAACAUCACUCUGACCCCGGACGAUGUGAAGGUAUCCAACCAUGUCUCUGUCGGCUGGGGCAAAUCAGAAACGCAGUUCAAAGGCAAAAGGGCCAAGGCACUGCGCGAUCCUACCAUGCCUGAACAUGUAGAUGAGGGUGUCCUCAGCGCUUUGGAUGAUCGGUCUACGUCGAUAAGCUGGAGAGGUGACGGCGCUUAUGUAGUCCUCAACACUGUUGAAGACGAGAAGCGCCGCAUGCUCCGGGUGUAUUCUCGAGAUGGUGUCCUAGACAGUGUUAGUGAGCCCGUAGACGGCUUGGAGAGCGCACUCAGCUGGCGACCGUCGGGAAAUUUGAUCGCAGGGAUACAACGAAGGAAUGAGCAGAUUGAUGUUGUUUUCUUCGAGCGGAACGGGCUUCGUCACGGUGAAUUCAGUCUGAGAUUGAAACCGGAAGAACAAAAGGAGCUUGGCAGCUCCAUCGAGCUCCAGUGGAAUGUUGAUUCUACCAUCCUUGCCGUGUCGCUGGCGGACAGGGUGCAGUUUUGGACCAUGGGAAACUACCACUACUACCUCAAGCAAGAAAUCCGCACAGUUGCCGAUGCGAGAAGUGGAAGCCCUAUGGGCGUAAAGUGGCAUACUGAAAAGCCCCACAAGGUCACGAUUUACAAUGCAGAGCGCCUCCAAGACAUUGAAUUCGAGUUGAUGUCACACAUUGGUUCUACUUCGCCUCCUCACGACCAUGGACUUGUUGCAGUCAUCGAUGGUGCAAACCUGAAACUCACUCCGUUGCGUCUGGCAAACGUGCCGCCACCGGUGUCACUGCACGAGGUGGCCGUAGACGGCAGCAUCAAAGAUGUCGCUUUGGCGCCGUCGGGGAGAAAAGUCGCUGUUCUGACGCAUGAUGAGGUCUACACGUACGACUAUCUUGACUCAAAGCGACCGCGUAUGCCAAGACUGCUUUCGCGCCGUAAGAUCAAGUUGCAAAGCGCAAUACCCCGGCAGAUAGUCUUGAAUGACAAUGACUGGCUCUUCGUGAUUGCUGAUGACCUUUACUCGAACGCUAGUCUUUGCUGGCGGGGUGAAGGUUCAGGGGAUAUCGAGCUUGCUGGUACAUUUCCCCUGGAUGGAAACAUCAGCGGUAUGAGUCUGAGCUCCGAUCUUCAGCAUCUCUGCCUCACGGAGCCAGACGGCAAGGUCAGUCAGUAUGAGACCCUUACCGGUGAGAUGGAGCGCCAGCCAAGUGAGAACAUUCCCGCAAGCGUGUCAUCGGUGAGGGUUACACACACGCUUGGAGAGGUGGAAAAUGUUGGACAUAUCGCUCGAUCGGAAUCAGCCGACAGCGUUUCCUUUGGUCUCACCAAUGGUGGAAACUUGUAUGCGAAUGAAAGGCUGAUAGCUCGAAACGCCACCUCCUUUCUUGUCACGUCCGCACACCUCAUCUUCACCACCACACAGCACUUGCUUAAGUUUGUCCAUCUUUCAUCAAGAGGUAAGUCCCCGUCUGGUGUCCAGAGAUCCAAGGAGCUAACUGUGCUAGACAUGGAAGUACCGGCAGAUGAACCUGAACUGGAUGAGCGAUGUCGAAGGAUAGAGCGUGGUGCUCGCCUGGUCACGGCCAUGCCUACGGCCUACAGUAUUGUCUUGCAGAUGCCUCGAGGCAAUCUAGAGACUGUGUUUCCAAGAGCCAUGGUCCUGGAUGGCAUACGCAGAAACAUUGACAAGAUCGACUACAAAGAGGCUUUUCUCGCCUGUAGGGCCCAGAGAGUUGACAUGAACAUACUUUAUGAUCACGCCCCGGAUCAGUUCCUCCAAAAUGUCGGCGCAUUUAUCAAGCAACUCAACAAUGCCGGCUAUCUCGAUCUGUUCGUUUCACAGCUAAGGGAAGAGGACGUUACAGUUUCCAUGUACCGCAAUACGUCCAAGGAUACAUCAUCUGAUCCUUCUAAGACGUACGCGGCCGUCAAUGGAACCAGUCUCCCUGGUACAAAAGGGGGCUCGGCAAUUAGUGGCAAAAUCAAUCGCAUCUGUGAUGCCAUUCUGCAAGAGCUCAGCGAGACACCAGACCUCAACAUGCAGAACAUAAUUACAGCCCACGUCUGCAAGAGCCCACCAGACCUGGAAGCUGGUCUCACAGUCGUGGGUGACAUUCGUAAGAACGACAGCGAACGAGCUGAAGCGGCUGCUGAGCACAUCUGCUUCCUCGCCGAUGUCAACCAUCUUUACGAUCAUGCACUGGGCUUAUAUGACCUCGAGCUCACGCUCCUCAUCGCCCAGCAAUCCCAAAAGGACCCCCGAGAAUACCUCCCAUACAUGCAAUCCCUCCAAGAACUCACACCCCUUCGCCGCUCCUUCGAAAUCGACGACAAACUCGGUCGCCGUGCCAAAGCCCUCGGCCACCUCUACUCCAUCCCCGCAUUCGACGAAUUCAAGUCCUACGCCCAGAAACACGAGCUCUACCCCCAAGCCCUCGAACUCGUCAAAUACACCCCCGACCAACUCAACGAAAUCAUGCGUCUCUACGCCGACCACCUCCACGCCAACGACCGCUUCCGCGACGCCGGCCUCGCAUACGACUUCCUCCAAGACCACGCCGCCGCAUCCCAAUCCUACGCCCUCGCCCACCUCUGGCGCGAGGCCCUCACCACAGCCCAACUCGUCCCCUACACCCCCGACGCCCUCCACGCCCUCGCCUCCUCCCUCUCCGACUCCCUCAUCGAAACAAAAGACUUCGCCGCCGCCGCCACAAUCCACGCAGACUACCUCUCCGACAUCCCCGCCGCCGCCCGCCUCUUCUGCCGCGGCACCCUCUUCGCCCACGCCCUCCGCCUCCUCACCCUCCACGCCCAACCCUCCCUCAUCCCCUCCAUCAUCGACACCGCCCUCAUCGACGCCUCCGCCUCCAUCACCGAACUCCUCGCCGACAUCCGCACCCAACUCGCCCUCCAAAUCCCCCGCAUCCGCGAACUCCGCGCAAAGAAAACUUCCGACCCCCUCGCCUUCUACACCGGCGAUCCCACGUCCAACGACGCCUCCGCACACGAUAUCCCAGAUAACGUCUCCCUCGCCCCAACCUCCACCUCUACCUCCGCAGGCACGUUCCUGACCCGCUACACGGCGCGCAGUAAUGCCAGCGGCAGCACGCUCAACACCCAGACGACGCGCAAAACGAGCAAGAACCGGCGGCGGGAGGAGCGUAAACGGGCGCGUGGGAAGAAGGGCAGUGUGUAUGAGGAGGAGUAUCUGGUUGGGAGUGUGGGCCGGUUGGUGGAGCGGGUGAAUCGGACGAGUGAGGAGGCGGGCAGGGUGGUGGUGGGGCUUGUGAGGAGGGGGAUGAGGGAGAGGGCGGCGGCGGUGGAGAGGAUGAUGGGUGAAGUGGUGGAUGCUUGUGUUGGGUGUGUGCCUGAGGUUUGGGGCGUUGAGGGGGGAGGGGAGCCGGAGAAGGAGGAUGGGAAAAGGGGGAUUGGGGAGGAGGAGGUUGAUGGUGAGAGGCCGCAGGGGGCAGAUGGGGUGUUGUGGGAUUCGAUGCAGGAGAGUAGAGUGAGGAGGGAGCCGCCUGUUGUAAAGGCGUUUGAAAAGUUGGGACUGAUUGGGUAG
Pseudovirgaria hyperparasitica is the source of this 4050-nucleotide messenger RNA. Its product is annotated as IkappaB kinase complex, IKAP component. Gene Ontology annotation, molecular function: tRNA binding. The transcript has 4 exons. Gene Ontology annotation, cellular component: cytosol; elongator holoenzyme complex. Gene Ontology annotation, biological process: tRNA wobble base 5-methoxycarbonylmethyl-2-thiouridinylation. The coding region runs from base 1 to 4050 and encodes 1349 amino acids. The record is from RefSeq and is a predicted model, not a curated record. NCBI's taxonomy places the organism in Eukaryota, Fungi, Ascomycota, Dothideomycetes, Acrospermales, Acrospermaceae.